Molecule: messenger RNA, 558 nt
Organism: Hydatigera taeniaeformis
Lineage: Eukaryota; Metazoa; Platyhelminthes; Cestoda; Cyclophyllidea; Taeniidae
Source: the annotation of a GenBank genome assembly
AACACGAUCCAUCUGUGGCAAGCAAUCGGCUGGAUUGUUGGAAUGCAGCAUAGGGUUCACGGGAUCGAAAAUCAGGUUGCUGACGGUCCACGUGUCAUUGUUGUCAAUCACCAAAGCGCCCUUGACAUUCCAGCAACCUAUGCCUCGUUCGGCUUACUUGUCUGGUUUCUUAAACCCAUAUUAAUUGAUCGUUCGAACCGCAAUGACAGCAUACACAAGUUACAUGAUGCGGCAAAAAUUGUUAAGAAGGAUCAGGUUUCUGUCAUCAUUUUUCCCGAGGGUACUCGGGGAGACGGAAAGACUGGUUUGCUCCCAUUCAAAAGGGGCGCUUUUCACCUUGCUGUGGAGGCGCAGGUUCCCAUUCAGCCCGUCGUAAUUGCACCUUAUUCAUGGCUUGACAUCUCUAACAGAGUAGCUAGAGGAGGUAUCUGUGAUAUUUUUAUCUUGCCUUCGAUUUCCACCAUUGGUAUGAUUGCCUCAGAUGUAGCUCUGCUUACUGAUAACGUCCGAAAGAAGAUGUCAGAUGUCUUUAUGUCAUCUCUACCCUCCAAUGUCUAA